UUCUCUUUUAUAUCGCCGGCUCCGUCACACUUUCUCCUCCUCCUUCCUUCCCUCCGUCGUUGAAACCCUAACCCUAGAUUCAAUCGCCUCCACCACAAAUUCGAUCGAAGGAAACAACCAUUUCCGCAUCUCUCUGGAGUUCUACAUCCUCACACUUUGGAUCUCUAAUGCGCAGCAUCCCGAAAGCCCAUAGCGAUUGGAUCGGAUAUGGCUCUCGUCGCGGUGGAGCCGGCGGGUGCCCUUGUAGAAUCGGAUGUGGGAGACUCUAUGGAAUCGUUUCUACGGCUUUUGGAGUCCCAGAAGGAGCUCUUCCACAGCCAGAUCGACCAGCUGCAGAAGCUCGUCGUCACCCAAUGCAAGCUCACCGGUGUGAAUCCCCUCGCUCAAGAAAUGGCUGCUGGUGCUUUAUCAAUAAGAAUUGGAAAACGACCAAGAGAUUUGUUGAACCCUAAAGCACUAAAGUAUAUGCAAUCAGUUUUUUCCAUUAAAGAUACAAUUGGGAAAAAAGAAACUCGUGAAAUUAGUGCUCUCUGUAAGGUCACUGUUUCACAGGUCAGAGAAUUUUUUGCUGGUCAGCGCUCUAGAGUGAGAAAGCUUGUUCGCUUAUCAUGUGAUCAAUCAGCUAAACUAGAGGCAUCUAAGGUGUCCAAAGAAGAAUGUUCUUCUAGUUUGGACCAUUCUUCUUCUGUCAGUGAAGUGCAGUUAGAAAACACUGCAGUUGGUACGACAAUCGGGGAGCUUAAACAGGCUCCUGAGAACACUUGCAUUCUUGCUACUCUUAAAACUGAUCAACAGGUGACAGUGAAUCCAAAUGAGCCUGUGAAAGUUGAGGCAGGCCAUCCAUCCGUAUUGCCUGAGGAAACUGCUCCUGGCGUUGAUUCUGAUGAUAAGGAGUUUUUAGAUAAAAUAUUCAAUAUGAUGAAGAAGGAACAGACUUUUUCUGGGCAGGUGAAAUUAAUGGAGUGGAUUCUCCGUAUUAACAACACUGCAAUUUUAAAUUGGUUCUCAAAUAAUGGCGGGGUUCCCAUAUUGGCAGCAUGGUUGAGUGAAGCAGCUGUUGAAGAGCAAACUACUGUGCUUCAUGUCAUUUUGAAGGUUCUCUAUCAUCUACCACUACACAAAGCUUUACCAUUACACAUGUCUGCCAUAGUACCUGCUGUUAACAGAUUGCGCUUUUAUAGGACCUCAGACAUAUCAAACAGAGCAAGGUUCCUUCUAUCAAGAUGGAGUAAAGUGUUCAUAAAGAGCCAGGCUUUGAAGAUACCUCCUAUUAGUUCCUCCAAGUUAUCACUGAAAGAGAUAGUUCAUAAAAAAAGGAUGGGUGGAUGUCUUGAAGAUGAGUUCUUGCAGUCCAACCUUGACAAUCCUGUGGAUAUUCUCGCACUUGCUGGAGAUAAUGAAAUACACAGAACAAGAGAGCAUAACAAAAUGCUAAAGCUGCUUCCUGCUUCCUCUUCUGACUCAAGCAAGAAACAGGACCGGAGUGUCUCAUCCAAAUCCAAACAACGUAGAAAGAUUUUACUAGUUGAACAGCUAGAUCAUAAAGCUUCUGGCAGAAUUGCACAUACUGUAAGAACUGCAUCUACAAACCAUAGUCGUCCAAUGUCAGCUGAUGAUAUACAAAAAGCAAAGAUGCGUGCAAUGUUUAUGCAACAUAAAUAUGGAAAAACCGAUCCAUUGAGUUGCGGAAGCCAGUCUCAGAAGAUUGACUAUACAAAGGAAUCUUCUCUGGCCACUGAUAUAAUAUCCACACAAAAAACAUCUCAAGAUGAGCUAGUGAAAAAAGAAGAAUCCAGUAUACCAUCAAUUUCCUCAACCAGCCCUCUCAAUGAACCUGAAACAUCUAUUUCACACACUAAUUCAACUACAAUUGAAGACUGUUUGGGAAUAUUGAGAUGCAAGCUAAUUCAAUGGAAGAUUCCACAAGGUGCAGAGACAUGCAUAAGUUCUUCAUGGAGAGUGGGAGUUGGAGAGAGCAGUAAGGAGAUUGAUGUCCAAACCCAGAGAAAUCGGCGAGAGAACGAAACUUUCUAUUCAUGCUUCCAAGACAUCCCACUCAAUCCGAAGGAACCUUGGGACGUUGAAAUGGAUUUUGAUGACAGUUUGACACCAGAAAUCCCACUGGAACAGCCACCAGAUGCUGAUGUUGAAGAAGGCUCUUCUUCUCCCUCUCCAAAUAAUGUACUCGAGGAAUUCCCUGGUGGUGGUGGUGGUGCUGUACCUCCUGAAAUCUCCUCAGCACCAUCAAACAGUGAUGGGACUCCAGAGCCUGAUCUUGAAUUACUUGCCGUGCUACUGAAGAAUCCGGACCUUGUCUUUGCUUUAACAUCAACUCAAGGAAAGAACUUGACUAGUGAGGAGAUGGUGGCACUGCUGGAUAUGCUUAAACGAAAUGGUGUUGGAUUGAACGGUAUACUUAAUGAGUUGGAACGCCAAAAACAGACUAACUCUUAUCAAACACAAUCCCAGAAGACAGAAUUGCCAACGUCCCUUCCUUCUCCAACUCCUCCAUCCGAAGCUGAAAGAAGUGGUUGGAGGUCAGACUUUCCAACCUUUACAAGAACACCAGUCUUGCAGCCUCAUUUUUCAGUCAACAGGGCUGUGCCAGCUAAUGCCAUGCAGACAGAUGUCGUCCUCCAACAUCAUCUAUUUGUUGCUGCCGCACCAGUGCUCACCCAGUCUCAGGCCUCUAGUUUAGCACAGCCUGCUCAGGCGCCAGCAGCCAUCUUGUCGCUGCCAAAAGUUGCUGCGGUGGCAAACAAUUUGGCAACUCAAAAUGGUCCAUCCGCUAGUUUGCUUGCAUCCAGGGCUACAGCUCCCAGCCCAUCCCAGAGGCAAUUUCAAUCCAUUGCCCAUUCAUCACAACCUGCUACACUUCUCGACUCCGAUAUGUCCAGUAACGAUUACUCAGUAACCAAUACAACAUUCAUGUCAUCACUACCUCGACAGGAGCCAUUCAGACACAUUCCUUCAACCAAUUCAAUGAAUCCCACAUUGCCAAUGGUUCCUCUCAAUGCGCAUAGAUCACAAUCCACCCCCAAUGAUCAGCUAAUUUUCUCACGCACAACUCCAACAUGGCCAGCACCUGGUCCGACAGCAAUUGUGAGGCGGGAUCUGACACCAAAUCAUCCGACUGAAAGACGAAAUGGUGUUUUUGAAGUUCCUUUGGCAAGCCAACAGUAUUAUCCCAACCAAAACAGCUACGAUGAUUAUCCCAGCAGAUCUUUGCCCUUUUCUGGCGGAAGGGCUGAACAGAAUGGGUUCAUCAACAAUGAGUCAGAGACUUGGAGGUCCCAUGACAGUUCUGAGAGACCUCCUGAGUCUUCCUCUAGGUGGAGUUAUGGUGAGGAAUCAAAAGGUGAUAGUAGGUUGAAUAAGAGGCCUGAAUGGUCUAGGCAGGGGCCAGGUUCCCACCGUGACCGUGAUACUGGAGGCAGUAGAAGGUGGCGGGAUCGGGAUUAUAGUUAUAGCCAUGGUCGGCGGAGAUGAAUUUUCCACCAAUUUGUUAACAUUCACCAAUUUCCUAUGAUUUUCGCUCUGCUCUUGCGAUGGAGAUGCGUGGAUAGGUCAUGAGCAUUGACGCAUGACCAACACAAUGGAGCUGUGCAAAUCUAACAUUUUGUUCCGAUUCCCUCAUUAACGAAAAGAAUUGAAAAUCAUCGCCCAUAUCCACAUGGGCGAUAUUAAUUUAA
Zingiber officinale is the source of this 3692-nucleotide messenger RNA. Its product is annotated as homeobox protein LUMINIDEPENDENS. Gene Ontology annotation, biological process: vegetative to reproductive phase transition of meristem. The record is from RefSeq and is a predicted model, not a curated record. The transcript has 13 exons. NCBI's taxonomy places the organism in Eukaryota, Viridiplantae, Streptophyta, Magnoliopsida, Zingiberales, Zingiberaceae. Gene Ontology annotation, molecular function: DNA binding. Gene Ontology annotation, cellular component: nucleus. The coding region runs from base 208 to 3489 and encodes 1093 amino acids.